AUGGCAUCCAGCGAGUCAUCCAGCGGUGUCCCACAUUCAGGUGACGGAGGUCAGUUCGCGGCCAAUUCAGGCGCUCUGGGCCUUGGUUGCUCAUUGGGAACAGGUCAGGAAAAGCAGAAAAUGUUACUUUCGUCAGAGCAGGGUCAUUUCAGCAUGGUAAAGGCUCUGCAUCUUGCAGAUCUGGUGACUGAACUCAACGUGAUGUCGGUUUUCUCGUCCAUGCGCUACUGCCUCGGAGACCCGUCUGACUAUGGAUCCUUGUGGGCGGCUCUCGCGUUCAUGCCAUUCGGCCUGUUCUUCGAUUUUAUGGAUGGGAAGAUUGCUCGGUGGCGCAAGAAGUCGUCGCUGAUGGGGCAAGAGCUUGACUCACUCGCGGACUUGAUCUCUUUCGGCCUCGCUCCCGCCGCCGCUGCAUUUGCACUCGGUAUUCGGACCUCGCUCGACCAUCUCCUCCUGGCGUUCUUUGUCCUCUGCGGCCUGACGCGCCUCGCCCGGUUCAAUGUCACCGUUGCCGUUCUGCCCAAGGACAAGAGCGGGAAAUCGAAAUACUUUGAAGGCACGCCCAUCCCGACCACCCUGGCCAUUGCCUCUCUCAUGGCCUACUGGGUCUCCCAAAGUUGGACGCACGAGAACAUUCCCUUGGGAGUUAUCGCCGAGGGGACAAUCUUGGAAUUCCACCCGGUUGUGCUUCUGUUUGUCUUGCAUGGAUGUUUAAUGGUCAGCAAGACGAUACACAUCCCCAAGCCAUGA
Penicillium alfredii is the source of this 750-nucleotide messenger RNA. RefSeq names its product CDP-diacylglycerol-serine O-phosphatidyltransferase. Bases 1 to 750 code for a protein of 249 amino acids. Gene Ontology annotation, cellular component: membrane. The transcript has 4 exons. Gene Ontology annotation, biological process: phospholipid biosynthetic process. Gene Ontology annotation, molecular function: phosphotransferase activity, for other substituted phosphate groups. The record is from RefSeq and is a predicted model, not a curated record. Lineage: Eukaryota; Fungi; Ascomycota; Eurotiomycetes; Eurotiales; Aspergillaceae.